CACUGGACCCAUCUGCUUGUCGAUGAAGCGGCGCAGGGCACUGAGCCGGAUCUUGCACCUGCUCUUGCUUGUGUCCUUCCGCACCCGAGGUGUUACGCAACACCAGCAAUAAUUUUGGUUGGUGACCCUGCUCAAUUAGGCCCAGCCAUCAAGAACGACAUGUGCCGGUCUCAGGGACUGGACGUCUCUCUCUUUGAACGCCUCUCGCGGCUUCCAGUCUAUGCUCAGAGUCUCGCACGCCUUAAGCGCCACGGCCGCUCUAUCGUACUUUCCGGAGAAUUCAGCGCCCACUCGGGCCAUCUGAUUCGGAACUAUCGAGCUCGUCACCCAGCCCUCCUGCAUCUCCCCUCCACCCUCUUCUACAGCGAUUCUCUCGUGCCCUGCGCCCCUGCCAACGGUAGACUGAUUGACCUGCUCAACAAUUGGACUCAGCUACCCCGUCGGGGUGCACUUCGCGGUAUGCCAAUGCUUUUCGCCGAUGUCAGGUCACACGAGGAAUGGGUCGAUGAGGGAGUCUCCUGGUGGAACGAAGGAGAGGUACAGAAAAUUGUCGAAAUGUGUCGCUCUCUCGUUGAGCCCGUGGGCUGCUCAACUCCGAGCACCAACAAUCCUCGAAACUCCAACAACGGGCAAUGCAUUGUCAAGCCAUCGGAAAUCGCAGUCAUAAGCCCAUUCAGGGAACAAGUAUGGCGCCUCCGUGUCGCUCUGAGAGCUGCAGGACUGGGCGACGUUGCCGUCGGCCCAGUCGAAGCAUACCAGGGUCAAGAAGCUCCCAUUGUUAUCCUCUCUCCCGUGCGCUCUCGCUCCAGAUUUUUAGCCAGCGACCGGGAGGCAGGCCAAGGAUUGGUCUGUGAGGCCAAGAGACUCAACGUCGCCCUCACUCGUGCUCGAGAGCUGCUCAUCGUCGUUGGCAAUGCGGAGCUUCUG
Molecule: messenger RNA, 927 nt
Organism: Microstroma glucosiphilum
Lineage: Eukaryota; Fungi; Basidiomycota; Exobasidiomycetes; Microstromatales; Microstromataceae
Exons: 2
Biological process (GO): regulatory ncRNA-mediated post-transcriptional gene silencing
Cellular component (GO): P granule; cytosol
Source: RefSeq, a predicted model, not a curated record